CUCGGUUGCGUUAACGCCGAACCUUCAUGAUUAACACCAAAUCGGGUAUUGAAUUUGGCACUCAGUCAGUUGUCUUCAGGGCUUAGAGUCAGAAGAUGGAGGUUCUAAUCUCAAUUUUCUGUUUCUCAUACUCAGAAUACGAUCAUGUAUUGUCAGAAUAAGACAUCAUUUUCAAAGGUUGUUGCCGAUUGUCGGUGGGGCUUGACUCGUUACAUUUCCAAAUAUGUGCUCCCGGUCUGAUCACUUUAUAAGAAGCCAUCUUUUAGUUAUAAACUCCGUAGCGGAGAAUAUCACAUACAUAACACAUCACCGUAGGUUAGGAGGACCACAGCAAUGGUGAAUCAAACUUCCUGAUCAUCAAUAUCUUCAGCAACUACUUUUUUACCACCUUACGAAGGAUCCCUAUUCCAGAUGAAUUGAGAGCGAAAGCUCGGGAGAUGACAGCAACACCUGAUCCCACCACACCGGCGAUGGGGCCUUUGUCGUCAUUGAAGAGUCAGUUCUAACUACCCUCAAAUGCGUUUUGUCAGCGGGGGUGUCAGGCCUCGGACCACAGUAGGCCGACGGCAAAACAGGAAGAUCAGUUUCUCCGCGGAUAAUGAAAUGAGUUUAGCGGCUUGCGCCCAUGCGCCAUCACGGGAUUUGCCUAGCCCUGGAUGGAGGUCACCACAAGUGACCAGUCAGCUCGCUAAGCGUCCCGAAACGGGUUAGGGCGAUUCGCACCGAAC
Molecule: messenger RNA, 728 nt
Organism: Aspergillus alliaceus
Lineage: Eukaryota; Fungi; Ascomycota; Eurotiomycetes; Eurotiales; Aspergillaceae
Exons: 2
Coding region: 517-711 (64 amino acids)
Source: RefSeq, a predicted model, not a curated record